Messenger RNA from Rattus norvegicus (Norway rat), 2649 nucleotides. It is a transcript of the gene Kcnj14, whose product is annotated as potassium inwardly-rectifying channel, subfamily J, member 14. Gene Ontology annotation, biological process: potassium ion transport. The transcript has 3 exons. Gene Ontology annotation, cellular component: membrane. NCBI's taxonomy places the organism in Eukaryota, Metazoa, Chordata, Mammalia, Rodentia, Muridae. The record is from RefSeq and is marked validated. Gene Ontology annotation, molecular function: inward rectifier potassium channel activity. Bases 188 to 1492 code for a protein of 434 amino acids.
AGAGGUUGAGUGUCCGGCUCAGGCCCCCAGGGGCCGAGGACAGACCUGAAUACAUUAGCACCCACAGAGGCCCCUCUCCAGCCUGAGCAGAGGAACCCCCAGUGCAGGGAAUGGGGGUGGGCGGCCCCCCCAGGUUUGGGGCGCCUGCCCCCCGCUAGGACAAAUCUAGAGGGGGUCUCCCCACCUAAUGGGCUUGGCCAGGGCCCUGCGCCGCCUGAGCGGCGCGCUGGAGCCAGGAAACAGUCGAGCUGGUGAUGAGGAGGAGGCGGGGGCCGGGCUGUGCCGCAAUGGGUGGGCGCCUGGGCCAGUAGCUGGGAACCGGCGCCGUGGACGCUUCGUCAAAAAAGAUGGGCACUGCAAUGUGCGCUUCGUGAAUCUGGGUGGCCAGGGCGCGCGCUACCUAAGUGACCUGUUCACCACAUGUGUGGACGUGCGCUGGCGCUGGAUGUGCCUGCUCUUCUCCUGUUCCUUCCUCGCCUCCUGGUUGCUCUUCGGCCUGACCUUCUGGCUCAUCGCCUCGCUGCACGGCGACCUGGCUGCCCCGCCACCACCGGCUCCCUGUUUCUCGCAAGUGGCCAGCUUCCUGGCUGCCUUCCUCUUUGCACUGGAGACACAGACGUCCAUAGGCUAUGGUGUGCGCAGCGUCACCGAAGAGUGUCCAGCUGCUGUGGCCGCUGUGGUGCUGCAGUGCAUCGCAGGCUGUGUGCUCGACGCCUUCGUCGUGGGUGCAGUUAUGGCCAAGAUGGCCAAGCCCAAGAAACGCAACGAGACACUGGUCUUCAGUGAGAACGCAGUGGUGGCUCUGCGAGACCGCCGGCUCUGUCUCAUGUGGCGGGUGGGCAACCUGCGCCGAAGUCACCUGGUGGAGGCGCACGUGCGGGCCCAGCUGCUGCAGCCCCGUGUGACCCCAGAGGGCGAGUACAUCCCACUGGACCACCAGGAUGUGGAUGUUGGUUUUGACGGAGGCACCGAUCGCAUCUUCCUCGUAUCCCCCAUUACCAUUGUGCAUGAGAUUGACUCUGCCAGUCCACUGUAUGAGCUGGGGCGGGCCGAGCUGGCCCGGGCUGACUUCGAGCUGGUGGUCAUUCUUGAAGGUAUGGUUGAGGCCACAGCCAUGACUACACAAUGCCGCUCAUCUUACCUCCCAGGUGAGCUGCUCUGGGGACAUCGCUUUGAGCCAGUCCUCUUCCAGCGUGGCUCCCAGUAUGAGGUUGACUAUCGACACUUCCACCGAACGUAUGAGGUCCCGGGGACGCCAGUCUGCAGUGCCAAGGAGCUGGAUGAGCGGGCAGAGCAGGCUUCUCACAGCCCUAAGUCAAGUUUUCCUGGCUCCCUUGCUGCAUUUUGUUAUGAGAAUGAACUAGCGCUGAGCUGCUGCCAGGAGGAAGAUGAAGAAGAGGACACUAAGGAGGGGACUUCAGCAGAGACCCCAGAUAGGGCUGCCAGCCCCCAAGCUCUUACACCAACCCUGGCACUGACCCUGCCUCCAUGACAUAGCUGAGGCCCACUUCCCCAUGUGACACCCCUUCCCAAAGAUGACAGGGAUGGAGAGCUUCCGGCCUCUGAUGGGAGUGGGACAGGGGUUUCUCAGGACCAGUGGCCUGCUGAGAUAACCAUUAACCAUGAGAAUGUCUACCACAGAUAUACUACACCUUUACUUCUCUGCUCCAGUCUCACUCCCGAGACCCCCUUAUGAGCUGGAUUCCCACGUCUUACCAGAGCUGAGGGAUCAGAUUUCUGGACCAUACAAGAGACAAGGUGUGGAGGCUGGAUUUUGGUUGGACAUCAGUGAGAGCCUCAGGGAGGAAGGUGUCAAUUUAUACAGAUCGAGGAACAGAGAUUCAAGCAAUGAUAGAAUACUCCAAGGAUUCAGGAUCAUCAUAAUUGACCAAAGAUAGAACAGUGACUGGACUGCAUGUGGAGAAAAGGCCCGGUGGCUCCAAAGAGCCCAAGAGUUGAGAUUCUCUUGAGUCUGGGUUGACACUGGGGAUUCUAAAACAUGUUGGCUAGAGGAGAGUGGAGCUGCUCUAGAAACCACAAAGCUAUGUUUCUAGAAUACACAGAACAUUGGUAGGUUUCUCAGUUUGGAAGGACUAAGGUUCCAGAUGCUGGAGGACUCUGGAGUAUUGGCUGUUUAGGGUCCGACUGAGGGGGUGGUUCUGGCUUCACCACGAUCCACAGGGUGAAUUUUGUUUUUGCUUGAAGUGCCAUUCUUAGAACAUCCAAAGGAAUCAAGAUUCUAUGGUUCGGGGUUGGUCAGAGUCCAGGUAGGAUUCUAAAUGAUUUGCUGGCUCCACUUUGCCCAUCAGGGUUGAGGAUCUCUAUGAUCGUGGGUAGCUUUCUGUGGUUCUGUAAUGCCAAAAGGAAUCGAAACUCCAGGGACCAGAGCUGUCCUUCCCCAAAGCUUAGAAGUCUAGUCACCUUCAGAUGGGCAGCCUGAUAAACUCUAGGAGGCAGACACUGUUCCCCGUGGAGCUUGCAAGCAAGAGCCUAGACAAUCACGGGGCUAGCUAACGGAAAAGGGAAGGAAGAGGCUGAGGCUGGCAAGCCUAAAAUAUUCUGGAUGACGAUACCUAGUGAUGUGUGUCUAUUUCUCAGAUGCUAUGCGUACGUGUAUUAUAUAUGAUAUGAAUACAGAUCUCUAUCUUU